UACCUCUCGCGUUUCUUUCUUUGUUGCCGCGCGCUUUUCUUUCCAACGACUCCUUCAGUCAAGACUUAGGCUUAGAUCCACCAUUAUAUAAACAAGUGUGGGAAAAUUAUUGAUUCAGUAGUAGUCUUAAGUUUGUUCUCAAAAUUCAUCUUGGCCUUGCUUAUUUUGCAGUAAUAGAUAUGGUGAGAUCUGGCUGUGCUGCGGCAGAUAAUAGAAGAAUGACGGAAGAAAAUCUAAACCAUAAAGAAAAGAAAGCAAAAUCGGAUGCAGAACAGAGAAGAAGAAUAAGAGAAGAAUAUGAAAAGCUUACAGUGACAGAACAGCCCAAGAAACAGAUGAAGGCAGCCAAAUCGAACACAAAUAUAUCUUCUCCUUCAAAACAUGGAAAGGUUGAUGCUGAGUGCGUAGAAAGUUUUAUAGAGCAACUUAAAGCCAAAGUGAAGAGUGAAGUAGAUUAUUCAGACUUCCAAAUCUUAGAAGAGGAUUUAAAGAAGGAUUUGAAAACGGUUGGGAAUUUUAGAGUUCCGCUACGCCUGGCUCCUAUUGCAAACAGAAUCAAAGAUGGUUUUGAUGACAUUACUUCAGGCAGUUCACAGAGUGACUGUGCAGCUGAGCCUACCUAUAUUCUGUUCUGUGCUGCCAUCAAAGAGAUGGAUGAUCUCAAACUAGACCAGGUCAACGAGACUAAAUUAUUGUUGUGGCGAGAUGCAAUUAACAAUGCCCUCAACCUUCAAUUCAAUGUGGAUUUCGCCAUUAAGCACCUCUGUAAAAUUGCGUGUGCAUAUUUUGGUUUCAAAGUAAUGGAAGGGAAAAGCGGUGUAGAGAUGCUCAAGCUGAAGAAUGUAGAUGGGAAUAUGGAGGUCCCCGAAGAUUGUCUACGUGAUGCUGAACAUUUUAGCGGCAAGCCUCUUAGCACCGGUCUGUUCCCUAGUGAUUUUCUACCUUAAGCCAUGCCACCUUUAUGUUUCUGCCUUUCGUCUUUGUCUUUGUUACAUUUUAAUGUCUUUCUAUGUUUAAUGAAAUAGCAUUUAUGAUCUUAAA
Molecule: messenger RNA, 1041 nt
Organism: Gossypium raimondii (Peruvian cotton)
Lineage: Eukaryota; Viridiplantae; Streptophyta; Magnoliopsida; Malvales; Malvaceae
Exons: 3
Coding region: 180-947 (255 amino acids)
Source: RefSeq, a predicted model, not a curated record